UCUAAGCAGAAGGACAGGACGCAAUGCAGCGCUGCUAAGCAGACCAGUAUGAAGAGGCAGUUAUGAGUAUUUACUUUGAAUUUUGCAAGUAUAAGCAUUUGCCUAUUUUUAUUCAUACGGGCCAUUGUUUACUUUCCAAGUUUACAAAAAUUUAUCAUAGAUGUCGCCAACUUUGUGAUUUCCGCAUGGAAAGUGCAAAAUUAAAAUAAAAAGGGUGGUUUGGUCAUAAGUAUGUAUAUGGGUUUGGUUCGUGUGGGUAUGCUGUGGUGUAUGAUUAUGAGUAAAAUUCAAAGUAAAAUUAAUGUCAUAUGGUUUUGUUGUUAUCUACAUGCAUGGGAGAUCAGAUUUUAGAAUGGCGGAGACCAGCGAUUACGAAUUUGCUUCAUUGCUUCAACAGCAGUUUAAUCAUGAAGUUGAGAUUGAGAAUCCUGGAAAAGGUCUGGUUUAUUCGGGACGAAAAGCAACACAAGAGGAUGAUAAAUCAUUAACAGACCCAUCUUGGGAAUUAAUUGACCCUACACCAAACAUUCAUCUGCUCUUUGUGGCUUUCAAUGGAAAAUAUUUUUGGAACAAACUAAUAACAGUUUGUGUUAGUUGGAGCAAACGUAUGACAUCGUGUGCAGGAAUUUGCAGUUAUCAAGGUUCGGGAGGAUUCUGCCAUAUUACGUUAAGUGAGCCUUUAUUAAAGUUACGACCACGGAAAGAUUUAAUUGAAACACUUUUACACGAAAUGAUUCACGCUUACUUAUUUGUCACUCAUAAUAACAAAGAUCACGACAGUCACGGUCCUCAAUUUCAAAAACAUAUGCACCGCAUUAAUACUGAAGCAGGUACUAACAUAACUGUUUACCAUAGCUUUCAUGACGAAGUAAAUCUCUACAAGCAACACUGGUGGAAAUGCACAGGACCCUGCCAAUAUAGAAAGCCAUAUUUUGGAAUGGUCCGUCGUGCUAUGAAUAGAGCACCUGGGCCAAAUGACAAUUGGUGGGAUGAGCAUAAAAGUAGUUGUAACGGCACCUUUGUUAAAAUAAAAGAGCCAGAAAAACGUCCAAAGAAGUUGACUAAGGAAAAUAAUAUACAACAAAAUGACAUUCGAAAUCAUUUUCCAGUAGAUACUCAAGCAGGUAAAGGUUAUAAGAGACCAAGAGAAGAGGAACUUUCAGAGACUGACUCUAAACCAACUAUAUCAAAAUCUGAAGUUGUAGAAUGUAUAGAUUUAACAUCUCAGUCUUCUUCAGACUACUCUAUUGUUCGAAACAGUUGGUUACAAAGAUUUCCCUUAUCGUGCAAUAGCAAAAGAAGUGCAUUAGAAAGUUUAGAAAAUAUUGACGAAAGAAGACAAAAGAAAACUGAUGAACUAAAAAGCUCAAUUGAAUCGGAACAGAAGGUGAAAUGCCCAAUUUGCAAUAACGGCGUAUUGCCACAUGAAAUUAACUCUCACGUAGAUGUAUGUUUAAAUUUAAAUGCCAUAACGGAUGACUUUGAAAUUGGUAUCAAUAAAACUCAGGCGAAGGCUUAUUAUGAAAAGACUUACGAUUGUCCUCUUUGCUUUAAACAGUUCCCUUUUGAAGACAUAAGCAGUCACAUAAACGCAUGUUGUGGAGAGGAGACCAGAGUUACAAACAACUCAUUAAAUGAUAUGUUUAGCGAUCCAUUUUGAUUUAUGUAACACCUGCAGUUGUAGGCACUCCAUAAUAAUACACUCAGUCCGAGUAAUAAAACUCAAUUUUGUCAAUCCCAUUUUCAAAUAUAUGGAAACUGACGCUUCACAGUCUCUACUUCUUCAAUUAUCACAUAUUUAGGAUUCUAAAGAUUUUCAAUGUAUUGAAUGACAUCGAUUAAAUGAAGUUUUUUUUAAUAUGAAA
This is a messenger RNA of Photinus pyralis (common eastern firefly), 1865 nucleotides long. Its product is annotated as sprT-like domain-containing protein Spartan. The transcript has 4 exons. The coding region runs from base 302 to 1660 and encodes 452 amino acids. NCBI's taxonomy places the organism in Eukaryota, Metazoa, Arthropoda, Insecta, Coleoptera, Lampyridae. Gene Ontology annotation, cellular component: nucleus. Gene Ontology annotation, biological process: DNA repair. The record is from RefSeq and is a predicted model, not a curated record. Gene Ontology annotation, molecular function: single-stranded DNA binding; metalloendopeptidase activity; polyubiquitin modification-dependent protein binding.